GGGCCAUAAUGGGGUAGGGGGGUAUUUGCUAGUUUCGGAGAUGCAAGACCCGAAACCAGAGCUUCGACCCCUACCUGCACCUUGGGCUUUCCCAGAUGGGACCCCGACCCCAUCGACGUUUCCGGACCUUCUUUUGUUUCUUCCAUGACAGAUCUGUGACAAUUCUUUUUUUUGUUCUGCAUUCCUUCUCUUUUCCUUCUCGUCCUCGUGGGACUUUCUUAACGCAUACCACAUCUUACAGCAUCCCGUUAUUGCUUUGCAGGCAUCGGAUUCAUCCCCCAGUUUUGAUGCACAAGCUCUAGAGAUUAUCAAACCGACCCAGGCCUCGACUGGUCUCGAACCCCUCCUCCCAUUGACCUAAUUGUAUCCAACGGGCGACAAGCUGUUGUCAUCAUCAGACUUCACUUGGGAUAUACUCGUGCUGUCGUCGACCCCUAGGCAACCUCUCGCCAUUUCGAUGCUCCCAGAGCACUUGGCAUCAUCAUGGUAUCAUCAGUCUUUGUGCUCGCUGCAGCUGUGGUCGCCUACGGCGUAUAUGCCUACGCCUCCGGUCUACAGCGCAAUAUAGCUGAAGCAAAGAAAGUUGGCCUGCCAUAUGUCGUCACCCCCGCGUCACCCUUUUCAAUAAUAUGGCAGCUCACCCACAAGUUCUGGCUACCCAUCAUCAAGUCAUUACCUAAGUCUUGGUGGGAAAACUGGCUCGAACUCCUCAUACCGAAUUGGUCCUAUAAUCUACUUCACAAGCCCUUCGCACGCAUCGGCGAGACUUUUAUGGUCGUAUCGCCCUUCCAAAUUCUCAUCCUGACCGACAGCGCCGAAGCCAUCCACCAGAUCACACAGCAGCGCGAAAAGUUCCCAAAGCUAGUCGAGACUUACGCCAUUCUGAAGCAGUUUGGCGACAAUGUCCUGACCACCGAGGGCGCCGUCUGGCGCAUGCACCGCAAAGUGACAUCCGCGACAUUUAACGAGAAGAACGCCUCCCUCGUUUUUGCCGAGUCGAUCAAGCAGGCACAGAGCAUGACGCGCAAGUGGCUGGGCACGGCCGGGGAGAAAAGCAAGGAGACCAUCCAGACGCUGGAUCACGAUACGAUGCGGCUCGCCCUCAACAUUAUCAGCUACGUGGGGUUCGGAAUGCGCCUGCUCUGGCCGGGACAGUCGCUCCCCGAGGGCGCGGACCCGAAGCUCACAAAGUACAGCUCGCUCGAGGCGGCCCCAGGACACACGAUGAGCUUUGCCGAUGCCAUUGCUGAGAUGCUGGAGCAUAUCUUGGUUCUGUUAUUGGUGCCGCACAAGAUUCUAAAGUUGUUGCCCUUCAAGUAUACGAAGCAGGCCAUUGACUCGCACGACAACUAUGUUCAGUACAUCGACGAGCUGAUGCAGGACAAGAUUGAGGACCUGCAGAACGGCGACCACAGCGACGCCGGCAUGGACCUCAUGGGCCAGCUUGUGAGGUCGAAAUACGGGGACGGAGCCGAUGCCAACGGGGGUAUCAACGGGAAACUGUCAAAGGGCAAGGAGUCCAAGAUCCCUCAGCUGUCCAGAUCGGAAAUCUCGGGUAAUGCCUUCAUCAUGUUAGUCGCGGGCCACGAGACGACGGCGAACGCGAUGCAUUUUGGGUUGAUUGAGAUUGCCUGCAACCCGGCCGUGCAGCGACAGCUCCAGAAGGAUAUCGACGGCAUCUUUGGCAACAGCGAUCCGAGCACGUGGAACUACGAGAGCACGGUCAACCCGAUGCUGGCGUCCAUGCUGGGUGCCUGCAUGAAUGAGACGCUGCGGAUGACACCGGCGGUGGUAGAGAUUCCCAAAAAGGUCAGCCCGGAAGGCGACGGCAUCAUCACGCUGGACGGGGAGAAGUACGUCUUGCCAAAGGGGGCAAGUGUCUCUAUUGUGGGGGUGUCGGCGCACCGUAACCCGCGAAAUUGGCCGUCGAAGCCGAGCAAGAUUUCGGAUGCGGACCACGAUCUGGAUGACUACGCGCCGGAACGGUGGUACAGAGCCAGCUCGAAGACGGCAGCUGAGGUCAAGACCGGUGGCGGCGGUGAUGCGGAGGAGGAUUACGGCGGGUACAAGGGCUCGGACACGAGCGAGAAGAUGUUCCGGCCGGUGCGAGGGUCCUACGUGCCCUUCUCGGACGGGCCGCGGUCGUGUCUGGGGCGGCGGAUCGCGCAGGUCGAAAUCAUUGCUGCGCUAUCCGUCGUGUUUCAGCGGCACAGUCUCGAGCUGGCGGUGGACGAGUGGGCUUCGGACGCCGAGGUAGAGGCCAUGGAUCCGCAGGAGAGGCGGAAGCUGUAUAAAAAGGCGCAGGACAAGUGCCGAGAGACUGUGAAGAAGGCGUCGACGAUGUUGACGCUCAAGUUGCCUCAGGGAAUGACUGUCCCCAUCCGGAUUGUGCCGAGGGGCGAGGAAAGGUUCGUCGACAUUGUUGACUCGGUUUAGAAUGGAACCAGUGAUAGUAGCUGGGUGGCCUUGGCAUGGCUCGUGGGAUGCUGUCUUCGAAACUGUAAAGUACUUAUUCUAGGAUGGAUAUAUGGGAAUACCCGGCAGGGUACAAGGCGGAGAGAAGGGUUGGAGUUGCAUGUGCUUGAAACUGAGGCUAGAAUGGCAAUUAAUCUGAGAAUUCAACCUAUCAGCAGGU
Molecule: messenger RNA, 2635 nt
Organism: Colletotrichum godetiae
Lineage: Eukaryota; Fungi; Ascomycota; Sordariomycetes; Glomerellales; Glomerellaceae
Product: cytochrome P450
Exons: 3
Coding region: 484-2436 (650 amino acids)
Molecular function (GO): heme binding; oxidoreductase activity, acting on paired donors, with incorporation or reduction of molecular oxygen; monooxygenase activity
Source: RefSeq, a predicted model, not a curated record